This is a messenger RNA of Salvelinus sp. IW2-2015, 9302 nucleotides long. RefSeq names its product plasma membrane calcium-transporting ATPase 1-like. Lineage: Eukaryota; Metazoa; Chordata; Actinopteri; Salmoniformes; Salmonidae. Gene Ontology annotation, cellular component: plasma membrane; intracellular membrane-bounded organelle. Gene Ontology annotation, biological process: regulation of cytosolic calcium ion concentration; calcium ion transmembrane transport. Gene Ontology annotation, molecular function: P-type calcium transporter activity; ATP hydrolysis activity; PDZ domain binding. The record is from RefSeq and is a predicted model, not a curated record.
UAGCAACUAAGGAUUCUAGCUAUAAAUGGGUAAUCCCGAGCUGGUCCCUCCCUCUCUUUCUUUCUCUCCCCGGCGACGCUCGCUCCAGACACUGCUGUAUCCCUCUCGUUUUUCCAGCCACGGAAAUCGGUGAACCGAUCGGUGCGCUCUGAUUUUUCAGUUGUCUGGGGAUAGGUCGCGUUUAUCUGUACGUUUACCGCGGAUGUACGUGAACCCGGAACCAACUCACAAUUUAGACAAAACAAGAAACCUCGCUAAGUGAAUCUAUUGGGUCUGCUGCUGUGCGUUCGAACCGAGCAGAUCCUUCUUCUGUGCGAUCAUUUCCUCCUAUUUGUAGAGGAAGGGUGUUAUGGGGUGUUAGUUUUCGAAGUGAAAUCUCAGAAGUUGGUUUACUUUCGGGACUCGUAACGUGUUGCUCUAGUUUAUCAUGUACUUAAUGUAGAGUUACUGAAAUCUAAAACAAAUCUGUAAAGUGCUGCGAUCAAGCCCAUCACUGUGUAAUGUCACAGUUGUCAAAUUGGAGCCCAGAUGGGGAACAAAACAAAACAAAACCGUAGGCUAUAGCUCGCACUUCUACGGAUCGAUCCAGCACGCACAUUUAUGCCAAAUAACGCAUAGGGGCAAAACCAUCUCUCACGGAUUUCUCUCUCCAUCUCAACUGCAUAAUAUAGCCAAUAAUUUAGUUUUUUUGUUUUGUUUUUCUAUGUCAAACUGUAGGCUAGGCUACUCACUGAAAGACCUUUUGCAAUACCCAGCUCUGACCGAAGCGGAAGAGGACAGUUUUUUUCUGUCUGAGAUACGGGACACUGGAUUUACCCGCUGGUGGAGACAGUGACUGUGUGUUAGUGAGGUGAGCUGAGCAAAGGAAAUGAGCGCUCACUGAGACCAUCUCUUGCCGUCUGACUACCCUCAGCAUCCGGGUAAGGACUGUGCCUCUCUACCACACAGUUUCGUGCAACAGAAGAAGUAGUCAACGGAUCAUGUCCCCACUGUUACAUGGAAACUAAUGCACUUCCGGGUCCAGAAAUUCAUCCACUGACCCCACACACUACUUCUACAAUACCCAUGAUUCCUGUCUGCAAAAAAGUAAGGACUUAGGUGUUGAAGCCCUUAGGUGACUUGGACUUCCUUGUUUUACUAUUGAACUAUUUCAGCACCACUAGCCAGUUCUUAGUUGACAACAGUGAUCUUAGAGGGACUGUAGAGGCACUGAGAGACAGCCAUAGAGUAAAGAGAGAAAAACAAAGAACAACGAAAACAAAAUGGCCAACAACACGGCGGACCACCCGGGGAACUCUGUUGCCGAUGGCAACCAAGAAGGGGACUUUGGCAUCACGGUGAUGGAUCUCCGGGACCUGAUGGAGCUGAGGAGCGGAGAGGCCGUCACCAAGAUAGCCGACUCCUACGGAGACGUGCAAGGGCUCUGCCGCAGGCUCAAGACAUCACCCAUCGAGGGUCUGUCUGGUAACCCAGUGGAUCUGGAGAAGCGCCACACAGCGUUUGGGAAGAACUUCAUCCCUCCUAAAAAGCCUAAGUCUUUCCUGGCGCUGGUGUGGGAAGCUCUACAGGAUGUUACUCUAAUCAUCCUGGAGAUUGCUGCCGUCAUCUCGCUGGGCCUGUCCUUCUACCACCCUCCCGGGGGAGAUAGCGAACUGUGUGGUGAGACAGCAUCUGGAGUGGAGGAUGAGGGCGAGGCACAGGCGGGCUGGAUCGAGGGCGCCGCCAUCUUGUUCUCUGUUGCCAUCGUUGUCUUGGUGACGGCGUUUAACGACUGGAGCAAGGAGAAGCAGUUCCGCGGGCUGCAGAGCCGCAUCGAACAGGAGCAGAAGUUCACCGUCAUCCGCAAAGGCCAGGUCAUCCAGAUCCCUGUGUCCGAACUAGUGACAGGAGACAUCGCCCAGAUCAAAUACGGUGAUCUGCUGCCAGCUGAUGGUAUCCUGAUCCAGGGCAACGACCUGAAGAUUGACGAAAGCUCUCUGACUGGUGAAUCAGACCAAGUCAGGAAGUCCCUCGAGAAAGACCCCAUGCUGCUGUCCGGCACCCAUGUGAUGGAGGGAUCAGGUAGAAUGGUGGUGUCUGCAGUGGGUCUCAACUCCCAGACUGGAAUCAUCUUCACUCUGCUGGGGGCGGGAGACGGCGACGUGGAAAAGAAGAUCAAGAAAGGUAAAAAACAAGGACCCCCCGAAAAUCGCAACAAAGCUAAGACCCAGGACGGCAUUGCCCUGGAGAUCCAACCCCUGAAGAGUGAGGUUGAGUCCGAGGAGAAGGAGCCGGAGGUGGAGGUCAAACAGGUGAAGAGGGUUCAGAUCACCAAGAAGGAGAAGUCUGUGCUGCAGGGCAAACUCACCAAACUGGCUGUGCUAAUCGGGAAGGCAGGUCUGAUCAUGUCAGCAGUGACGGUGAUCAUUCUCAUUCUGUACUUCGUGAUUGACACGUUCGGGGUGCAGGGUCGCCCAUGGCUGAAGGAGUGUACCCCCAUCUACAUCCAGUACUUUGUCAAGUUCUUCAUCAUCGGAGUCACUGUGCUGGUGGUGGCUGUGCCUGAGGGGCUGCCUCUAGCCGUCACCAUCUCUCUGGCCUACUCUGUCAAGAAAAUGAUGAAAGACAAUAACCUGGUGCGUCACCUGGAUGCGUGUGAGACAAUGGGGAACGCUACGACCAUCUGCUCCGACAAGACAGGCACCCUCACAAUGAACCGUAUGACCGUGGUGCAGGCCUACUUGGGAGACACACACUACAAGAAAGUACCGGAACCCGACGUCAUCAAACCAUCCACACUGGAAGUCCUGGUCAACAGCAUCGCCAUCAACUCAGCCUAUACUACUAAGAUUCUGUCCCCAGAGAAGGAGGGAGGUCUGCCCCGCCACGUUGGCAACAAGACGGAGUGCUCCCUAUUGGGCUUUGUGCUGGAACUGAAGAGAGACUACCAGCCAAUCAGGGACGAGAUUCCUGAAGAGAAUCUGUACAAGGUGUACACCUUCAACUCGUCCCGUAAGAGCAUGAGCACGGUGCUGAAGAACACAGACGGUAGUGGCUUCCGCAUGUACAGCAAGGGAGCUUCCGAGAUCGUCCUACGCAAAUGUUCUCAUAUCCUGAACACGAACGGGGAGCCACGUAUCUUCAAGCCUAAGGACCGUGAUGAGAUGGUGAAGGUGGUGAUUGAGCCCAUGGCCUGUGACGGUCUAAGGACCAUCUGUGUGGCCUACAGGGACUUCCCUGCCGAGGCAGGAGAACCAAACUGGGACAACGAGGCCGAUAUCCUCAACGAGCUCACCUGCAUCUGUGUGGUCGGCAUUGAGGACCCCGUCAGACCUGAGGUACCUGAUGCUAUCCUCAAGUGCCAGAAGGCUGGCAUCACCGUGCGCAUGGUUACCGGGGACAACAUCAACACCGCCCGUGCCAUAGCAACCAAGUGUGGCAUCCUGUUGCCGGGCGAGGACUUCCUGUGUCUGGAGGGCAAAGAGUUCAACCAGCUGAUCCGUAAUGACCAGGGAGAGGUGGAGCAAGAGCGUCUGGAUAAGGUGUGGCCCAAGCUGCGUGUGCUGGCUCGUUCCUCUCCCACUGACAAACACACUCUGGUCAAAGGUAUCAUGGACAGCACCGUCCUCGAGACACGACAGGUGGUGGCUGUGACAGGCGACGGAACUAACGAUGGCCCCGCCCUGAAGAAGGCUGAUGUUGGAUUUGCUAUGGGUAUCGCCGGUACGGACGUGGCUAAGGAAGCGUCAGAUAUCAUUCUGACUGACGAUAACUUCACUAGCAUCGUCAAGGCUGUCAUGUGGGGCCGCAAUGUCUAUGACAGCAUCUCCAAGUUCCUCCAGUUCCAGCUCACUGUCAACGUGGUGGCCGUCAUCGUGGCCUUCACUGGCGCAUGCAUCACACAGGACUCUCCUCUGAAAGCGGUGCAGAUGUUGUGGGUUAACCUGAUCAUGGACACCCUGGCUUCCCUGGCCCUAGCAACCGAGCCCCCCACUGAGUCCCUGUUGCUGAGGAAGCCAUACGGCCGCAACAAGCCCCUAAUCUCCCGCACCAUGAUGAAGAACAUCCUGGGUCAUGCCGUCUACCAGCUCACAAUCAUCUUCACCCUGCUGUUCGCUGGAGAGCACUUCUUUAACAUCGACAGUGGGCGCAACGCGCCCCUCCACUCGCCGCCCUCGGAGCACUACACCAUCGUGUUCAACGUGUUUGUCAUGAUGCAGCUGUUCAACGAGAUCAAUGCCAGGAAGAUCCACGGAGAGAGGAACGUUUUUGAGGCCAUCUACCUUAACCCCAUCUUCUGUAGUGUGGUCCUGGGAACCUUCGUCCUGCAGAUUGUCAUUGUCCAGGUUGGAGGGAAGCCCUUCUCCUGCACCGCUCUGACCAUCGACCAGUGGCUCUGGUGUGUGUUCAUCGGAGUGGGAGAGCUGCUUUGGGGACAGCUGAUCUCAGCCAUCCCCACCCACCACCUGAAGUUCCUAAAGGAGGCUGGCCACGGCACCCAUAAGGAGGAUGUCCCCGAAAACGAGAUGAACGAGGGGGACGAUGAGAUCGACCACGCUGAGAUGGAGCUCCGUAGAGGUCAGGUCCUCUGGUUCAGGGGCCUCAACCGCAUCCAGACUCAGAUUAAGGUGGUAAAUGCGUUCCGUAGCUCUCUUUACCCGGGGCUAGAGAACCGAGAAUCAAAAAAUUCCAUCCAUAACUUCAUGGCCCACCCUGAGUUUGUUCCCCUGUCUGAGGAAGAGGCGCGGAUCCCUGACAUCGAUGAAAGCAGCAGUGAUGAGGUGGAGCUCCAGCAUAUGCCCAGCUCCUUCUCUGGGGGGGCAGAAGCUCCAGACAUCAGCCACGAGGCCUCCUGCUGAUCACCUCCUCUCUUCUCCUCUCUUCCAUUCUGCUCUGUCCAUCCCCCCUGUCGGCCGGCUGGUUACCCUCCUGCACUUCCUCUCUUCCACCACCAGGAGGACAAGCGGUACGCCACUCAUCUCACAGAGGGUAGACCCAGAGCAGGCAAGGGGUCCCAGUGUCUCCCCCUCUUCACCUUACCCUCUUCACCUACUCCUCGUCCUCCGCCUCCUGUUCCCUCCACUUCCUGAACCCUACACCUACCUCUCACCUGCCCCACCCACCCACCCCACCUUGCCAUUCCCAUGGGCUGGCACUGACUGUGGUGUGUAUGCCCUUUAAGUAUGUGCAGCAGAGUGACAUAUAGACCAUCAAAUCACAUCGCGCCCCAAACUCAUGGGUGGGAGGGGCCAUGUGGGGUCCACCAGUCUGCUCUGUCGAAGGCUGUAGCCUGUCCUACUGUCCAUGUUUGGAGUUUUAAUAUCUUCUUUUUUUGUCCUGUAACAUUUCAUUGUUUUAUUUUAACCUCAGAUAGCUCAGAACUGAAACACAACAUGUUUAUCCUCUUGUACGUGCUAAUUACACCCUGCAUACACUAACUGACACAGAACUUUUAGAGUAUAUCUAUGUGUACAUACAGUAUAUAUGCUUUAUAGGCUCUUCAGCACAGCUCCAAGCUGAUUUGAUGAUCAGAUGGACAUGGGCCAUGUGAUUUAACAGCUUUCAGCUACUAAGUUUUGCCACUCCAUUUCUCAAUCUGUGUUUUAACUGUACAGUGUGUAUGCAUUGGAUCUGUUUUGAAGCAAGAUGUACUAAUGGGUUAUGCAGUUCAAUCCAGGAACCCAUGUCUUCAUUCAUUCUGAUAAACUACAUAUUUUCAAGGAUGAAGGUUCAACCGUCUAAACAUCUCUCACUUUAGUUUGGUUCUUCUGGGUCCAUUUGACAUGAUUUUAUUAUGAUUUCUCCUGUUUUUAUGGAAGGAAAGUACAAAGGAUGCUAGUCUAUAUUAACAGAAAAGAGAACUAUCUUAAAACAACACAUUCAAAGAAAAGCUAGCAGCAGGCUAGAGCCAGAGGGAACCCCCUCUCUGUGGAGUGGGAUCAUAGCAAGACCAUGUGGAAAAAAAGGGAGGGGCAUCUCCCUCAUCUGAUAACAUCAUCCCAUCCAAUCAGGGUUCUGGUUUUCCCUAGCCCGUUGAGAGGAAGUUGACAGCUUACGAUACUGCCUCAAUAUGGAGUAAGAAUAAGAACGUCCGUUUCUCCCUCUCUCGUAUGCGUAACGUAUUUGAUCCAUGUUUCAGCCGUGUUAAAUAUAAUGGGAAUUUAGAGAUUGUUUUGGGAGUCAUUAUUUGUCGGGGUUAGGACCUACCUUUUCCUGUGUUUAAGACAGAAAUGGGUAGUUGUUUUUUCUUUAGUCUGUCACUCCUUUUUUCCACACAUAAAAAAACAGAACACGAACACAUUCUGAUCUGUACCUUAACAAGGAAAAUGUACAACUCUUUUUUCACUGUUGACGAAAGGGCGUUGGGCUUGUUCCUGUUAGCUACAGCUUGACCGUGUGUGUCAUUAUCGAGUGUCACUGUGUCUGCUUCAGAGUGACAAAGGACUAUCGAUCUCUACCACAAUGCCUCUGGGAGAUGCAACCAUUAGAGGCUGGCCUGCUAGCAUAGGGACACAACACAUCCCCACAUGUCCUCUAGGGUCAACCCACCUACCAACCAACCCACCAACCACAGAUAAUGGCCUAACAAGAAGAGGAAUACUCUAACAAGAAGAGGAAUACUCUAAGAAGAAGAGGACGAUACAACCAGAGAUGUUGAGAACAUGAGAGCUCCUGUAUUGUGUGGUGUAUGUCGUUGUUUUAAAUGAUGGUACAGAGAGUUUCAACUUGGGCUGACUCCCACUCCGACCACCAACUCUGUGACAGAGAGUGUGAAGCCCUCAACAGGAUAUGUGCUAUCGAUGUACUACUGCCAUAUUUUCAACCUUAUUUUCAUAUCUAGGUUACUUACUUCGAUAGAACCCUCUGAUGAUACACCUUUUCUACUUACUCAGAGACAUAUUUUAUAGGUUGUUGUUGUUGUUUCGUACCCCAUCGUUAUUGAGGUUUCAUUUCUAUUCCACUCUGACCCCAAAAUUGAUGGAUGCAAAACAACGUGUCACUGCCAAUAUAUGUGUCAUGGACUACAACGAUGUUUACAGAACAUAGUCUGCCUGCUGCCGUAAGCCUGCUGCCGUAAGCCUGCUCGCGCUGCGCCUCCCUCUUCUGGCUGGUCUCCUUGCUUAGUACAUCAUUAUUGGGAAGCUUUCUUGCAUGAUUUUCAUAUAAACUAAAUGUUUUGUUCAUUUUUUACAAUUCUUCUGUAUUUUUAUAUUUAGUAUUUUUUAAUAUUUUGGAAUAUAUAUGUAUAGGCUGAAGUGUUUUGGUGACAGUACAGUCCAUGAAGGAGAUGAAUCAACAGCAGAAUAUGUUUCUAUAUACAGUAUAUUUAUGCCACAUUUGUAACCCAUGGUUGGUUGUCCGAUGCUGGGGCUAAGGAAGCUAAAAAUAAACUGUUUACUCACUGUAGGCCAUGCGAUUGGACAUACUCUUUCAGCAAUCUAGCCUUACCACCUCUUUCCCUUCACUAUAUACAGUCUUAAAGAGACAGUAGCUUAAAUUCUGCUAUUUCUCUCAGUAACUUAAAUCAAAUGAGGCCCCAAUGAAAGCGAGUCAAAUAGAACAUGGUAGUAAACAGAACAUUGAAGUAAUGUUAAAUUAAUUUGGAGUAUAUAUGAUUUUUAAUCUCUAUAUAAAUAUAUUUAUUACAUGGGGUCUGUUCUUUCAGACUAAUAUGACUGGGAGUUUAAUUUAUUUUUUGAGAGGAUUGGUGCACUUAGACAACUGGGUAGUGACUUUAGUCGACUUGUCGAAAAGAGGGRAUGAAUUUCGAUUUCAUCCAAAUCAAGCGUUAACCUUUUUUAUUCUAAUGACUUAGGAAACUGUUUAGAGUAGAACUGUUAAACCGGUAGUGACAUCACUUCCUCUUCCUAUUUGUGUCCGUAAACAGAAACAAGAUGCUUUUGCUGUUGUGUCCGUUACAUGCUGACCAAACCGGCUCUACACGUGCGUCAUCGUGUGCAUAUUGAUUUUGUCUAUCCCUACCAGACACGUUCAUGACACGUAGGUUAAAAUACCAAAACCAACUUUUAAUUAGCUAUAUUAAUUUGGGGAAAGGUCGAAACACACAUGAAACAUUUGCUGUUGCUAGCUAAUUUGUCUAGGAGAUAAACAUUGGGUUGCUGUUUAGUUAUUGAUCUCUCCUUGUUCAUCUUUCUUCUGUGGAUUUUAUAUGGCUGUGUGGACCUUGUUCAUCUUUCAGUCACUCACGUGGGUAUAUGCUUGUAAAAACCAAUGAGUAGAUGGUAAGGCGGGACUUACAGCGCAUUAAGCGUCUAAAAUAGAACCAAGUUCUAUUUUAGUGCCUGGCUAUGCAGACGCCCGUUGAUGCGCAUGAGCAGUUUGGAUUAAAUGAUUGAAUAACAUGUAUGUGGACAUUUAUUUUCCAACACUCGCGCACACAAGUGGACAGUUUGGUCAGCAUGUUAGACAGACAGACUCAUUUUCGGGACACAUUUUGGGGACUCGUUUUCAAUGGUAAAUCUUUCUUUUCUUCUGAGAUAAUCUAUUUGGAAGACUGCACUUCUACAUUUACUACAUUUACUAAUAUACUGUGUAAAUAUUGCCAUGGGAUGAUUUUGAACUUUGAACUCUAGGUAAUGAAAAGGGGACAGUCAGUCAGUGAUCACCUAGCAUAGCUUUAAGAAUGUUCUGCCAAAGUCUUGUUUUGUACAAUUUCUUCUUUUUUUUWAUACUUUUUCUUUUUGACCAGAUUGUUUUAAACUAUUAUUGUCAGGUGAAUGUAUUUCCAUACUUUCCAUCUCCUCAAAAUAGCAAAUGUUGUUGCAUGUAAAUGUGGACAGAGAAUGCAAAGAACUUGAAGCGUCGCUAAGAUUGUCUUUCUUCUAUUGCCAUGGUUGUGCUGUUGUGAUCUCUUAUUGAACUGGUUGCCCUUCCAUUCUACAGGUGAACAGAUACUCCAUCCGCUAGAAACACCCCAAUCUUUUUGUUUGUUUGCUGUUUUGUUAUUAACCUUGGCACAACUGUACUARAGAAGCAGACCAACAGGUCUGUAUGUCUGAGGUGGAUGGAGAACUAAAGAACAGCCAGACAGUCCUUACAAAGUUUGGUUUCUCUGUUGGACAAGCCCAUUGCUGCUUCUGACCAAUCUGUAAGACCUUUCCUCUUAUUGCACAUUGUCUCAUGUAUGACAAAAUGAACAUGCUAAGGCAUUGUGCAAUAACUGUUGACUGUAAAGGACUGCAUUGCUUCUCCAAAGCGUUGUCUUUCUUAGAUAGCUUUCUUUUCUUUGGGUUUGGGGGAUUUCUUCUGGGGCAGCUUCUCCGCAGUUGUAAAUAAAUAAAAAAUUGAAAACUGGAAUAUCA